GGUGGGCCUAGCGGGGGCUGCCUCGGCGUCCCCUCUGGUCCGUGAGCCCCGGGGCGGGCGGCCCAUGGAGAAGGCCGGGGGCCGCGGCGGCCCACGGGGGCCCGUGCUGCACAUCGUGGUGGUGGGCUUCCACCACAAGAAGGGCUGCCAGGUUGAAUUCUCCUAUCCUCCCCUGAUCCCAGGAGAAGGCCAUGACAGCCACACCUUACCCGAGGAGUGGAAGUAUUUGCCUUUUCUUGCCUUGCCUGAUGGAGCUCACAACUAUCAGGAAGAUACCGUGUUUUUCCACCUGCCCCCCAGAAAUGGAAAUGGAAUGACAGUGUAUGGUGUCUCUUGCUACAGACAGAUUGAAGCCAAGGCACUCAAAGUAAGACAAGCGGAUGUAACCAGAGAAACUGUCCAGAAAAGUGUCUGUGUUCUAAGCCAACUGCCUCUGUACGGUUUACUCCAAGCAAAACUCCAGCUCAUUACUCACGCCUAUUUUGAAGAGAAGGAUUUUUCCCAAAUUUCAAUCCUGAAGGAACUCUAUGAGCAUAUGAAUAGUUCCUUGGGAGGCGCUUCCAUAGAAGGGUCCCAAGUGUACCUCGGUCUUUCCCCCCGAGAUCUGGUCCUUCAAUUUCGACACAAGGUCUUAAUCCUAUUUAAGCUGAUUCUUCUGGAGAAAAAGGUUCUGUUUUAUAUUUCUCCAGUGAAUAGAUUGGUUGGGGCACUAAUGACUGUGUUAUCCCUUUUUCCAGGCAUGAUCGAACAUGGCCUCCGGGACUGCUCGCAGUACAGGCCCCGAAAGAGCCUAUCUGAGGACACUGGGCUCCACCAAGCUACCCCACCUGCAGAUGACUGCGUUUCUGAGUCUGCGUCUGACAUUUCAACUACAAAUUCAGGAAUGGGCAAGAAAAAAGUGUGUGGGAAUCCUGGAGGGGAUGCCCCAGAGGCAGAUGGGAUUAUGUCCCACACAGUAAAAGACAUCAGCAGUGCCCCAGCGUCCAAUGGCCCUGGUCAGCCUGUGAGAUUUGCUGUGCACAUGGACCCCAAGACAUCAGAAAACGAAUGGGAGACCCUGGACCCUGGCAUCUUAGAGGGCACUAGCAUGAAGGAAAGGGAACAGGUGAGGCCUAAACAGAGAGACUUCCUUCUGAGAGACCAUGUGCCCUUGGACAGCCCUCCAAUUACCGUGCAGCCUCAAGCUAACCUGGGGCAGGUGGUGUUCGUGCCAGGACUCAUCUCUGGUUUGGAAGAGGACCAAUAUGGCAUGCCGCUGGCCAUCUUCACCAAGGGCUAUCUCUGUUUGCCAUACAUGGCCCUGCAGCAGCAUCACCUCCUCUCCGAUGUGACCGUCCGAGGAUUUGUCGCGGGGGCGACCAACAUUCUUUUUCGGCAACAGAAGCACCUCAGUGAUGCCAUUGUAGAAGUAGAAGAAGCGGUCGUGCACAUCCAUGAUCCAGAACUGAGGAAGAUUCUGAGCCCAACCACAGCUGACCUGCGAUUUGCUGACCAUUUGGUGAAGCACGUGACCGAGAACAGGGAUGACGUGUUUCUAGACGGCACAGGCUGGGAGGGAGGCGACGAGUGGAUCCGGGCACAGUUUGCAGUCUAUGUCCAUGCCCUGCUGGCUGCCUCACUACAGUUAGAUAAUGAAAAGACGCUAUCAGACUACGGGACAACCUUUGUCACAGCCUGGAAGAAUACACACAAUUACAGGGUCUGGAACAGCAACCGACAUCCGGCUCUGGCAGAAAUAAACCCAAACCACCCCUUCCAGGGCCAGUAUUCGGUGUCAGACGUGAAGUUGAGAUUCUCACACUCUGUCCAGAACAGUGAACGCGGUAAAAAGAUUGGAAAUGCCAUGGUCACAACAAGCCGGAAUGUGGUACAAACCGGAAAAGCUGUCGGCCAGUCCGUUGGAGGAGCUCUCUCCAGUGCAAAGACGGCCAUGUCCUCAUGGCUCUCUACUUUGACCCAGUCAGCCACGCCAGGUCUCACGGAGCCACCAGAUGGGAAGCACUGAGAGCAGACAGUGCUUGGCCUGCUCACCGGCCGGAUGUCGUAAAGGGCUGCUCUCUUUGCGCUUACAAAAAUGUGAAUGAAUGUGGCCUACUUUGGAAGUAUGAAAGAACGACCAUCAUGAUGUUGCUAUGUAGAAUGUUUGUCUCAAUUGACUACUUUUAUUUAAAUCUGAGCCUAAUUCAUCCAAACUAGGAAACGGACCAUGUGAUGGUUUUGAUUUUCUGAUUUUGUACAUUUGUUUGUCUAUAGAAGUUGCUUAUGUAAAUUAUAGUCAUGUUUUACCUCUUGGAUAGACAAGUGCAUAUUCUAAUUUGUUCAUUAAAAAUAAUAUUAUAUAUUGAUUCCUCUCAAACUGGGUCCAGAAAUGUUAUCUGGCCCUUGGCUUUAUAAGUUUUGAGCCCUUUUCUGUUGGGAUUUUUUCUUAUUUUAUUUUAUUCUAAAUUAAUUUAAGCAGAGGUAUAGAUUUAUAAUUACAUGACAAGGGUAUAAAUUGGUGGUUGUUUUCCACCUACCAUGUCUUUCCUUCCCCCAAUUCAAUCACACUUGUUCACUUGCAGCUCAAAGAAGAUGGUGGGAAAAGAUGGGGUUUUUAAAGUUAAUCUUAUAAUCCUUGAAAACUUGUUAUAUCACUGGCACCCUUCUCUGUCUGCACUCCUCCCCCCCCCGACCUUGCUUUUCCUAAUUCAGUCCCAGAAGGUAAGAAGGUCAGGGCUACAUUCAAUUGAUUGAAAUCAUGCCCAUGCUGUUGGAAACCUUGUUUAAAACCCUGGGCAGCACUUUUCAAGAUGGCUGCUAACCCUAGUCAUGCUACUCUUCUGUAUAUCACUCACAGAUGUCUAACUCGGUGCCCUCUCUUCUCUCCCUUUGCACGUUUUGUCCUGUUGGUGUUUUGCCUGGGUUUUUGUUCCUCAAACAGCAUUUCUUCCUACAGGUUCCUGGCCCUUCUCCCUUCCCAAAUGAAAGUCAUUUUAAGGUAUUGCCUCCUUAAUGUGUUUUUAGGAGAGAAAAGAGUUCUGUGUAAAACAGGAAUGCUGUCUGAGCACCAAUUUGAAUAAUGUUGAGAUUGAAGCCAGGGGAUAGAAGGGAAGGUUGCCGGCCUCUCACUAAGGCAGCUUCAUGAAACAGAUCUGGCCAGAUGUCAGGCUUGUGCAGAGGCCCGUGUGAUGCUCUACUUGCCCCUAAAGGCUUUGACAUCACCUCGUCCCCUUUCUGACUAGCCCAAGAGGCUCUGGGAGAACCGUCUUCAGGGGCUGAGUCUCGAGGACAAGUUGAAUCAACAUUUUAGUAAAACACCCUCUUGUAUGUAGUACUACGCCAACACGAGUCAUAAGGUCAUGCGAAGGAGCACUUGACUAGCCCUUGGUUGAAAACAGUCAUUGGAUUUCUCAGUUCUUUAGUGAGAGGCUGGACUCUUGUUGCCCUCAGACACAUGGUAACUGCUCCUGUCCAUACUGCUCCUGUGGACUCUCCAUCUGAUCAGGGGUCUUCUUCCUGCCAGUCCUAUCCUUGAUUGCAGGAAGAGACUCCAGGUGUGCGGAUGGUGACUGAUAAAGGCCUGGCCCACUGGAGGCAGUGUGUCGGCCACCUGUCACCUUUCCUGCCAGGGAGCAAGCAGCCCACGUGGCCUCCCCCCCAGUAGACUGGGAAGAGAAAGCCACAGCAGUUCCCCCAAGAAGUGAGUUGCAUGAGUACAGCACCGAGACCCUUGGUGUUCUCACUGGAGGCGUCUUCUUCACAAGCAAGGGCCCAUUGGGAGUUUCCCAAGUACAGUCCACCAUCGCUCCUUAAACCCUGCACGCUCCCCUGGGCCAGAGGGUCAGUAUUUUUGUCCAGAGCUGUCUUUGGAUGGAAGACUGGGCUGGAUGAGCCAGGCUUGCACUGAGGGACCCUCUGGUCUGCAGUGACUCUUGGGGGGGGGGAUCUGAGCUCUGCCCAAGUAUGAUCUGUUCUCGCUUGGAAUAUGUAGCUCAGAGGAACUGUCUGUCGGUGUUUCAGUGAAGAGCAGUCGAGGUCUUCUAAGGAAAGACCCUCAUUUAACGGAUUGAACAUGAGCCAUGGGCAGAGGGGGAGGGGCAACGCCAAAUGUCGACGUGAGCUUUGCUGUCAGACGACUUGUUUCCAUGUACCUUAAGAGAAGCCUUUUAGUCCAGCAACAGAUACAGCUUAGGAUCUAGUUUCCGAGUGAAGAUCUUGCCUGUAUCUGUUUCGCCCCAGCCUAGGAAGACUGAAACGCAUUUUUCUCUGUGGCUCUGGAGGUCUAGCAGGGAGCCGGCAUACCUGGCGGCUGGGGGUCCAGCCUCUGACUCAGGGCCCAGCUUGCAGGUGUAGCACCAGCAGAGCACUCUCCCACCACUCCCGGAAAGUUGAGAGGUUUAAGGGCAUGUACUGAGCAUCUGGCCAGAAGUGCAGAAAGACUGAAUUUUGAGGAGAGCUGCCUUUAAAGGCUCAUGAAAUGAGCCUUUGCCGCCAACCACUGGGCAUGGAGGCCCAUCCUUUCUCCAUCCACAGGCUGUCGAGGUAUAAAAUUCUGGUGGGAUGGGGUGUGGAGAAAACACUGGAUGUUGUUCCAAAUCGACCCCUAAGUAGCAAGUGUUUCUGUUGACUGGAAUCUGUGUUGGGAGAGACCAUUCCAGGUGAGUGCCACGCCUUCAAAAGAAAGAUGGUGGCACUCAAAGUAAGGCUGAUUCUAUUUUGUUAGAAUUCACAAUGAUCCCCCAGAUAUCCUAUAAGCAUCACGUGUUCAGUAUGACUCUCCCUUCCCCCAAGUCCUCCCCCUCAGACUGACCCAUAGACUCCUUUUUUUAAAAGCAACAACCAAACUGCAGUGAUAUGCUUUGAAAGUAAACUGAGCCCAGGAUUCUGUGUUUUCUCCAGAAAAAUCAGUGUUUAUAACUAUUUCUAUAAUGUUUCUCUUGUGUGACUUCAGAGGAGGAGAAGGAGGGGGAGGCCCUGGGGUAAGAGAGGUUGGAGAAAGUUUUUAGAUUCCUGGGUAAAAGUAGAUUGAGAGCAGUAUUUAAUUCUCUAUCAGGAUUCUUUGGGAGAGAAGUGAGGUAUUAUCAAUGAUCUGAGCCUUUAAAGUUUCAAAUGUACAAGUAGACAGGAGAUUGGAGAGCUCUUGGGGGUGGUUUGUAUUAAGUAGGACAAGCGAUGGGCAAAGCCCGGUGCCCUUCGCCAGAGUUGCUUUUCUUAAAUAGCCCUGCAUUAUUGAGGCUGUUGGAGCCACCCGACCAAGCGCUGAAUCCCUGGCCCUUUGGGAACUGUUGUCCCAGAGGCUUGUCAGGACACUGGGCUAUCAGUGGGAAACUGCAGGAGGAGAUAGGGGCAAUAGUACACCCGCCAUCCCUUCCCGUGCCCCCCACACUUGGGGUUCCUCUUAGUUUGGUGUUUAGUCUAUGGAGUUUGGAAUAGAGGGCCUGCCUGCCUUGGGGUGUCCUAACCCUUUGAUCCACCAUGCUCAGUCCUACCCAGUUCUUUUGGGAGGGACACUUGAGGAGACCAGCAGAUGUAUACAGCCUCCAAAUCUCAUGUAUUCAACCAGUUACCAGAGCAGUCCUUCUAUAUAGCAUAAUAUCAGAAUGGUAGUUCUCUCAUUCAGAAUCUCCUGAUGUGUGUAAUCUUGAAAGGUUCAUUUCAUAGUUUCCUAUUGCCCAACCUUCUGUACAUAUUCAGCAAGGACAGUAAAGAGAAAUAAAGAUCUAGGCUUCUCACUAUACCAGUAGUUAUGUCUUACAAGUGACUUACUGAUAGCAUCGUGAUGCAGGUUUCCACAUCCGACUGCUCCAAAACAAGAUACUGUGCAUGCCUAAAAACUGGUAGGUUUUCUGAAGUGUUCGUGCAUUUGUAUUCUGCAGAGCCAGUUUCAAGUUUGCUCUUUUCCUUAUUGGUAAAAGAAGGAAAGACUGUGUGGAAAUCACGUCAACAGGGCACGAUUUACCUUGCCAGCUUUCAUUGUCCACUGACCUCGCGUGUGUUGCUAGCUCCUCAGAAUGUUGUUUUACUGCAGGAUAACCCUCAUCCAUUUCAGUCUGAUGCUAGGGUGGCAAAAUGGGAUUGACUUUCUCAGAAGGGCCAUUUUACAUUGUUUUCUGGAAACGUUUCACUAUUUUACAACUGGACCAAUCAUACGAACAAAUCAGACUGUCAAUGUUUGUGUCUCAAUUCCAGAAGCAUUUCAUUAAAGACGAGAUGAAUUCAAACAUCCGGGACUGAAAACUCGCCACUGUCCCAUCAAGAAAGUCCAAUGGAAAGUGGCCAGGGUGGGGUCCAGGUGUGUGGGAUCACAAGAUUGGGCUUGUCUCCCCUGAGCUUUCUCAUGUGAGCUGCGUGAUUGUCAAAACGCCUUCAGUCUGUACCUCAUAUUAUCCACUUUUGCUGAUUGUCAAACACUCUUUCCAAAAGAAAGGAAGGAGAAUAAAAUUGCAGUGUUCCUGCCCUGCCUUCCCCACA
Dromiciops gliroides (monito del monte) is the source of this 6450-nucleotide messenger RNA. RefSeq names its product AVL9 cell migration associated (gene AVL9). Gene Ontology annotation, cellular component: cytoplasm. NCBI's taxonomy places the organism in Eukaryota, Metazoa, Chordata, Mammalia, Microbiotheria, Microbiotheriidae. The coding region runs from base 65 to 2005 and encodes 646 amino acids. The record is from RefSeq and is a predicted model, not a curated record. The transcript has 16 exons.